Phycodurus eques (leafy seadragon) is the source of this 3013-nucleotide messenger RNA. It is a transcript of the gene sirt2, whose product is annotated as sirtuin 2 (silent mating type information regulation 2, homolog) 2 (S. cerevisiae). Lineage: Eukaryota; Metazoa; Chordata; Actinopteri; Syngnathiformes; Syngnathidae. The coding region runs from base 133 to 1248 and encodes 371 amino acids. The record is from RefSeq and is a predicted model, not a curated record. Gene Ontology annotation, molecular function: NAD+ binding. The transcript is spliced from 16 exons.
UAGGCGUACUUGUCUGGCGGAUGGAUCGGUACCGCUGCUGAAAACCCGCCACGACGGUGUGAAAACAGCUUCGAGGUUUAAACCGGUUGUCUUUCAGAUAGGUUAGCUCGAAAGGGUUCCACAGGCGAAUAAAUGUCCGAGACAUCAGAACCGCCCAACAGCAAAGAAGAGGAGAUAACUACAUCUGAACGAGAGGAGCAAUCUGACGACAGCAGUGAGGAGGAAGCGGCUGGAAACACUGAGAUGGACUUCCUGCGGAACUUGUUUUCCCGCACUCUGGGCCUUGGCUCACCAGAAAAGGUUUUGGAUGAUUUGACCUUGGAGAGAGUGGCCCAAUACAUUCUGAGUGGCAAAUGUAAAAACAUCAUAUGUAUGGCUGGAGCAGGUAUAUCCACAUCGGCUGGGAUUCCUGAUUUUCGCUCACCUGAUACUGGCCUAUAUGCAAACCUGCAGAAAUAUAACCUGCCCUACCCGGAGGCUAUCUUUCAAAUCGAUUACUUUAAGAAACAUCCAGAGCCCUUCUUUGCCUUGGCCAAGGAACUUUAUCCAGGACAGUUUAAGCCAACUGUGUGUCACUACUUCAUGAAGCUGCUGAAGGAUAAAGGCCUCCUGAAACGCUGCUACACACAGAAUAUUGACACGCUGGAGCGAGUGGCCGGGCUUGAGAGUGGUGAUCUAAUUGAAGCCCACGGAACGUUUUACAUAUCCCACUGUGUCAAAUUCACUUGCCACAAAGAGUACAGUCUUGACUGGAUGAAAGAAAAAAUAUUUUCUGAUGACAUUCCCAGAUGUGAAAAAUGCAGGAGUCUCGUCAAACCAGAUAUUGUCUUCUUUGGAGAGAACCUGCCAGUGCGGUUCUUCACAUCAAUGAAGAUGGACUUCCCACGCUGUGAUCUUCUCAUCAUCAUGGGGACAUCUUUGCAGGUCCAGCCUUUUGCCAGUCUGGUCGGCAGGGUUUCAAAAAGCUGCCCAAGGUUGCUCAUCAACAUGGAAAAGACAGGCCAGGCUGAUCCUAUGUUAGGUCUGCUGGGUUUUGGAGGAGGGAUGGACUUUGACUCGGACAAGGCUUACAGAGAUGUUGCUCAUAUCAGCACUUGUGAUGACGGCUGUAUGGCACUUGCUGACCUGUUGGGGUGGAAGGCGGAGUUGGAAGAACUAGUGAAGCGGGAGCAUGCCAGGAUCGACGCUCAGGACAAGGAGGGAAAGACAAGUGAGAGCAAAGGCGCAAGCUCUUCAUCAGUGGCGUAAGAAGAAGUGUAGUCUUUUGGGUAUCUUAGUGGUAUUGGAGAUAGUCCUCCAUUAUGAGCUAUGUUUGUUUACAAUUGAAGCUUUGAGUGCAGGCUAACAUGAACACAGAAUUCCUUUCACAUGCCAUGCUUUUGUGUAGAUAUGUUUUUUUCUUGCACUUCAAUUAUGUGGACUUCUGAGUUUCUAUGAAUGAUGGUAUGCUAUGUCAUGUGGCGCAGUUCUAUAUAAGGUGGUAGCCAUGGGGUGAUUUUACAGCAAUAGAUAGUGAGAUUUUUCAGCUGCUUUUAACAAUAAGUUGACAACAGUGUAGACAGUGGAGGGUAAUGCAUACAAGAGUGGCAAGCUGGAUGUUCUCUAGAACAGUGGUCCCCAACAGUGGACCGGUACCGGUCCGUGAAGCAUUUGUUACCGGGCCACAAAGAAAGAAAGACCAAUUUAUAUCAUUUCCGUUGUAUUGCGUUUCGCGUGACAAAUGUAUUGUAUUUUGAAAAUUGAUUGGAUCUUCGCCGCUGCAACACAUGUCAAGACUGCACAGAACGCUGCAGCAGUUCUGUUUCCGCUCCCAGCUGACUCGCUAACGGCGGCAAGCUCAAAGAACCAAUCGUUUCAUAAAGUGAUUCAGUUCAUUAUGUUCACUGAAAAGAUUCGUUCUUUUGUACGAAACAUUCGCGAACGAAACAACACUAGACUGCACGUCGGUCACGUCAUACGUAUAAAUAAGGCCGUACGACCUCAAAUAAAAAGAAAGCUUCUUUUAAUAGAAAAUAUCAGGAGUCCUACUUAAAAUACAGGUUUAUCUCAACAAGUAACUCUCAUGCACCGAGUCCGCUCUGCAUAAUACUGUAUAUGGUGACAAGCUCGCCAACGACACGUGGAGACCAAGUUGCUAUUUCCAACAUCCUAUCUUUGUGAAGCGGACUUUUCUGCUGUGACAGUAACGAAGACAAAAUUACGGAGCAGCCUGGAAAUAAGGAACAAACCCAGGGCUGACGCUGAUUCUGUGUCAUGGUGAGUUGUUGUUGUAUGUAACAUUCGUUUUUAAGCCGGUUGUGUUCAUUUAUUUUUGCUGUGUGUGUGUUGUGUCUAUAUGUGUGUGUGUGUAUAUAUAUAUGUGUGUGUGUGUAUAUAUAUAUAUAUAUACACAUAUAUAUAUAUAUAUAUAUAUAUACAUAUAUACACACACACACACACACAUAUAUAUAUAUAUAUAUAUACACAUACAUAUAUAUAUAUAUAUAUAUAUAUACACACACACAAACACACACACCUCGACAGCGGUCGUCCAUGAAAAAAAAAUGCCUACUCUAGACCGGUUCACGGUGCAAAAAAGAUUAGGGAACACUACUCUACAACAUUUGACGAUCACUUUGGGGGCACAUUCACUAAGCUUCAUCAAAAUAUUACCAUGUAAUUAUUACCAUUGUUUCUCUUGGUAUGGUCCCAACAAUGUCCUUUGUAAGUAAAUGUGGUGGAUUGUUAAUAUACCAGUGCAAUAUUAUGAGGUUGUGAACUUUUACAGUUUAUUUUUAAUUAAUACAAAUUAUUUGCUUUGAUUCAUAUUAAUUUGCUUGCCAUCUUGAACAGCAUAUAUGUGUGUUGAUAAAAUAUUGCUGUAAUAAGGAGUGACAAAGAGAUGCAGUAACACAAAUAAGCUCACUAAAAGUAUGAAUGGGGGCAUCAUCUGGUGUGUGAGCACAAUACUAACUUGUGUGAAAAAAAACAUGAUGAAAACUGAUGUCUGGCAAUAAAUUUUAACUUUGUAAAA